This is a messenger RNA of Dioscorea cayenensis subsp. rotundata (Guinea yam), 1262 nucleotides long. RefSeq names its product ethylene-responsive transcription factor ERF113-like. The record is from RefSeq and is a predicted model, not a curated record. The coding region runs from base 319 to 1032 and encodes 237 amino acids. NCBI's taxonomy places the organism in Eukaryota, Viridiplantae, Streptophyta, Magnoliopsida, Dioscoreales, Dioscoreaceae. Gene Ontology annotation, biological process: ethylene-activated signaling pathway; regulation of DNA-templated transcription. Gene Ontology annotation, molecular function: DNA binding; DNA-binding transcription factor activity. The transcript has 3 exons.
UUUUCUCCUUCACCUUCCUUCCCAUGGUUUGCACACACACACACACACACACUCUUCUCUUUUCUCUUUUCUCUUCUUCUUCUUCUUCUUCUUCUUCUUCUUCUUUAGCAAUAUCUACAUCAGUUACUCUUAGUAGGAGUUAAAACACUAAGAAGGAUAUAUAAAGGAGGAGAACACACACACACGCACACACACACACGCACACAGAUAAAUAUAUAUAGAAAGGGAGAGAGAGAGAGAGAAAAGGUGGAUCCAAGGCAAAGCAAGAGGGCUAUAGCUCCAAAUGAGCAGGAGGAGAAAGAAGAAGAACAUCAACACAUGAUGUUUCCAAGUAAUUACUCUUCUGCAAGUGCAGAUCAAGAUGUGUCAGCCAUGGUGUCUGCCCUAUCUCAUGUUAUUAGGACUAACCAAACUGCAGGACAAGGAUCAGGAGAUGAUGCUUGGCUCAUGAACGCUGGAAACCCUGCCUCCAGUCUCCCUAUCUCUAGUGCAAAUGAUGAACAAGGAAAUGUGAGGAGAAGGCAUUAUAGGGGAGUGAGGCAAAGGCCAUGGGGGAAAUGGGCAGCAGAAAUAAGAGAUCCUAAGAAGGCAGCUCGUGUAUGGCUUGGCACAUUCGAUACGGCUGAAGGUGCGGCGAUGGCCUACGAUGAAGCUGCACUUAGGUUUAAAGGAACAAAAGCUAAGCUCAACUUCCCGGAACGAGUACAAGGUCGAACUGAUAUCGGCUUCUUGGUUAGCCGGGGAGUUCCGGAACGAGCACCGGCAGUUGAACAAGUGAUCCAGCCACCAACUAGUUCAUAUCCUGACCUGCUUCAGUAUGCACAGAUACUCCAAAGCAGUAGGGAUGAAGACAUGCACAAUGUGGCAUCUGAAUUGUAUGCAGGUAGAGACCCUUACUUAAUGGGGUACCCAACACAGACAUCACCAGCAUCAGUGUCAAGUUCAUCACAAGAAUAUAUAGACUUCUCAUCCUCUUCAGCUUCUUCUUCUUCAUGGUCUUAUGGAGAUCAUCAGAGGGGCAAGGAUAUAUAGCAGCCAGCCUUGACAUUGAAUUUAUCAAGCCAUUCAUUCUCACUCUACUUAACUUUAAUUCAGCUCAAGCUGGUGCAAUAUUGAUCAUAUAUGCAUGCAGAUCAGGUGAUCUUAUUCAUUGGUUUUGUUUGACAUCAAGUUCUUGAGAGAGAGAGAGAGAGAGAGAGAGAGAGAGAGAGAGAGUGCGAGAGAUGUAUGAAAAGAAGAAAAACUUCUCUAUGUUAUGCUUG